Messenger RNA from Oldenlandia corymbosa var. corymbosa, 8313 nucleotides. NCBI's taxonomy places the organism in Eukaryota, Viridiplantae, Streptophyta, Magnoliopsida, Gentianales, Rubiaceae. The record is from the annotation of a GenBank genome assembly.
GUUUAUGGUCAUGAUGCCGUCAUCCCAAUUGAACACUUGAUUCCAUCUCUCCGGAUUACAAGUCAACAUCCGAUUGAUUCUGUUGAAAAUACUCUGAGCAUGCAAAUUCAACAAGAUCAGGUAGAAGAGAUUUGGAUUAAUGUGGCUUGACAGAUUGAGUAUGAGAAGCGUCUCGUUACUAAACAGUACAAUAAGAAUGUUUGACACCGCAACUUUCAAGUCAGCGAGAAGGUUUGGAAAGCAAUUCUGCCAAUUGGUCAACAUGAUCCUAUAUACAGCAAGUGCACACCGACUUGGGAAGGACCUUUUGUCAUUCAUCGCCACUUAGGAUGCAACGUUUAUGCGUUGGCAACUUUAGACGGAAAAAUCAGUGCAAAAUAUAUCAAUGCCACCUAUUUAAAGAAGUACUACUUGUCUCGAUGGGAACAGUUGGAUCACCAACAUCAUGACCAAGCCAAACAAAUGGUAGCAAAGCGUUAUUCAUGACAGAGUCCAACCCAGUACUUCAACAGUUCCAAAAGAACAAAUGAAGAGCCAUAAAUUCAGAGACACCAAAAAGAGAUAAAAUUGGCACAAGUCACCACCCGUUGCAACCACACGCAGGUGACAGGAGUUAUGGUUGAUGUUUGGUCCAGAUUGCCUUCCCCAGUACCGCUUGACUCACCAGCAACACCACAUAGAGCUGAUUGUACCUCCUUUAGAUCUUCCUCUUUGUUUGCCUCUUCCGUUGCAUCUGGAGAGGGUGUUUAUGCCGGAACAGCAACAUCUUUUAACGUGCCCUUUAGGAAAUUCCACAUCUUGGUGGCUUCUGCAAUUAUAGGCUGCACAUUUUUAGAGUGAACAGAUUUUUCCUAGGUAUCCUGUACACGUUCAUCACGAAUGUUGAUUGUAUCUGCGCACUGUUGCACCAUUUUCUGGUACAACAGGUUAGCUUCUUGGCGUUGUUCUUGAACGUAUUUCAGGUCUGCUUCCAAUGCUGCCUGUUUUGCUGCUAGUUCCUUUGCUUGAGCUGCAGUUGCUGCUGCCUGUUGCACUAGAGUUUUUGCCGUCUUUUCAGCUUCUAAAUGUGCCAUGGCUACAUGGUUGUGGUCCUCCACAUCCUUCACACAAAUUUCACAACUAACUUUCUUUCUUCAAAGUUGGCUAAAAACAAGGCAACUGUUGCUUUGACCGCUUCUGGCAAAUCACUUCCCAGAAUGGUCUCCAAUGCCCGUUUCAGCGACUGGUGUUACAUGGCAUGAACGUGUUUUGCGCUCAUCUUUAACAGCCCUUGCAAUUCUCUCAAUGAAGCUUCGACAGAUUGUGUUUCUCUGCCCUUGGUCUUCACUUCUGCAGUUGUUUCCUCCAUCUUGUGGAACAAACGUUUCUGCAACUCCUCAAUUAUCGGGUUCGCUGGAGUGACAGCAGUUUGCUUGGUACUUCUUUGGGAUGUUUUGGAGCCUGGUUGCCAUUUUUAUGGCGACACCACAUGUUGCUCAGGGCUGCUAGCAGCAUCUUCAUCAGCAGACUGAUACUUCUUUUUGCUCACUUGCGUCUGAGUCUUCAGCAGUCAAGUCUACCAUUUUCGGCUUCUGUAACAAAAACAAUGGUCAAUAAUCCGUCAAUUGAUACCUACCACUGCCAUUACUUCAUAUGUCACAAAGAACUUAUUUUGGAAUUACUGGUAGAUGUUCUCUUGGUUGCCAUCAGUCGAGCCGAUGUCCAUCAUUUCACUGGUUGUGAUGAUCCUGCUGCUUUCUUCCUUUUCUGACCCUUUUUACUCCCGCUAGCCACAGGACUCAGCUUUAGUAUCACUGACACGUAGACUUCCCUGUCUUAGCAACAAGUUAUAACACUUACCAUGUCAUUACCAAUACAACAUGCAUGAUUACCUUGGGGGGCUUGUUCAUCGACCACAUGCAGUUUUGGGAUGUCCGCAUCAAUACGGAGCACUUCCUUCAAGAUACCAUCCAGUCCUUCCGGAUACAGCGUGAGUAAUACUUCUUCCAGGAAGAUGUAAAAGACCACCGUUGCUUCCAUCAUUUCCUAAAAUGGCACCAGUUUCCCGGACCGUCACCUGUUUGACAUAAUCUCUCUUUGCUCAUAAUACUCCAACAUGGUCAUCUUCUUCCUUCCAACCUCCCAAGUAUGUUUACAAGCUGCAUCAAAAAAGGGGAUCCCUUGCACUAGCCCUAGCUGUCUUGCCACCAUCACCGUUGGAUAGUAUUCUGCAUGCAUAUGGCAUGCACCAGUUUGGGGAGGUAGACUUUUAAACCCAUAGUAUAAAUCCCUGGGUACUAAUAACCUCCUCCAUGCAUUUGAUAGACCAGACGCACUAUCAUUAUUCCAUUCCCCAGACUCCACUGCUACUUGUGUAUGCAUAAAAGGUGGGGUGCCAGUGUUUAUGUAACAGUUCGUUCAAAAUCACAAGUAAAUCAGGUGCAGAAUCCCAUAAUACUGUGGCUACGCACUUGCUAUCAUAUCUAGCUAUACUAGUAUGGGUCACACUCAGGCACAAUGACUGCACUCUCACUAGUUUGACCCCUGCUACCCGUAGUUGAGGAAAGUACAUAUAAAACCACAGGAAUAACAACCAUACUGGUCCAAACACAGUUUCAUUCGGGGCUUUCCUAAUCUCAUGCGUACUAUGAUAUAACAUUGACAGCAUAAUUUCACACAUAUUGAUGAAUUUCCCAGAAGCUAGAAUAGCAGCCAUGUGGUACAUAUCUUGUGUCAUUUGGAAAGACUUACCACAGAUGAUGUACCGAUUUAGCCACAAUGCAAAGAACCGGAUAUGUUGCAGAUGAUCAUUACACGGCUUCGGCAUAUUUUCCUUGAUAUACGGUCUAUGCCCUCGAUGUUAUUUUGACCCAGUUGUGGCUGCCUAGGCAUCUUUACUAUUUCCGUCAAUUGUGACAUCAGCAACCACAGGAACCCCGGUUAUCACCGCCACAUCUAGCAAGGUUGGAGUCAUAAAACCCCAUGGGAGACAGAAGACAUUGCUGGAGCUACUCCAGAAUCUCGACUCAACCCCCAAUAGUACUUUAUUAUCAAACAACCCCAUCUGUCAGAAUUGAAUCAAAUCAUAGAUCCCGACUUUCUUCCAGGUUACCGAAUGGUGUUUCUCCAUCAUCUUGGCCCACUUGCAGAACUCUUGGUGAACAUUCCAUUUCUCCGAUGUCCAUGGCCAUCCCCUGAUACGUCCAAAUCCGGUACAUAGGAACCUGUGGGAUACAUUUUUUGGAUUAGCACCGGCACAUAUUCCCGGAGCGUGGCGUUAUCCGCCAUAAAAUUAGGCCCCAACGAAUAGUGACCCAGUGGUCCGUGAGGGUUGAGAAGUUCAUGGAAAUCUGGUGACAACGACAGCAGCUCUUCCGGUUUCACCCCUCUGGCAGCAUCAAACUUCACAGCGUACAUCCCAGCCAUUGCGCUCCUGAUGAUUUGUGAUUUUUCUGGUUUGAGAUUUGUUUUGGUGAAAUCGCCGAAACGGAGAAGGACUCAGAGUUUUUGAAUUUUGAAAAUCAGACAGCAGAUAAGGAAUGACGUUUAGGAAAUGCAGCGUUAUUUGGAAGCCGAUACUCCUUGAUUCACGGGAUUGGAUUUCGGUUCCCCACACUUCCUACCAACGAUUUGAUUUGGAAUAGAUCUUAUCUGCCUUCAUCUUUCAAAGCCGCUACCUCCGUCACGCCUUUGAUUGGGGGGCUGCCAUACACUAUUUUUAUUCCUAGCUUUGAGCUACUGCUUACUAGGCCAAUUCAUUGUUGGCCCGAUGGAUAUUCAAGACACACCACAUUUGAUAAAAUGAGUUGUGCCUUGGGGGAGGAGACUUAUGUUAUCACUGAUUUUUAAUUAAAAAUCAAACUGGCCCAACAAAAGUGGUGAAUCAGCCCAGCAUCACAAGAAGUCCAUAUCCGACACGGAAUAACGGAGUCCAUUCUCGAAUUGGUGAAGGAAAUGCAUCAAAAGUCCGAUCUGACGCAGAAAAGAUCAAAUCCAAGGUCAAAUCGAGUUAUAAUUGUAAAAGGAAAUAGGAAAUCGGAAAUAAAAUACAAUUGCAACUCUAAAUCGGCAACACCAAAUUGGAGUAGGAAUCGGAGAUCGCACUGUCCUAUACGAUUACCGAGCCCUAUAUAAAGGGAGAAAGAACAGAGCGACAGAAUCAAUCAAUAUCAUCAUUAACACACACAUACAAACACAAGCUGUAAAGCUCUUAUAUUUCUUUUCAAUACCCUAUUUUCUUUUCAAAUACUUUCUUUCACAAGUUUUUUCUAUUCGAUUUACACAUUGUAUUUCAUUUAAGUUCAUCAAUUUAUCUUCAAUUCAGUUUGAUUCAAGUUGUUGCAAGUCCUAUUCCUUUUCUUUUUCACGCCUGGCUGAAUAUUGCAUCUCAUGAAUUACACACUUUUAUUUGAUAUUGUUUACAAGCGUCGUCAGUUCUUAUUGAUUAUUUUCACACAAACACAUUGCUUACACUUUCAUGAGUUCCUAUCCACACUCUGUGUCCUACAAAAAUAAUUUACACUGUAAUUUAUUAAUUGUAUUAAAAUUUUCUUCCACUAUCUCAAAAUUAUUGUCUAAUUUAUAUUUUCUAUUUUUAGUUCAAAUGUACUAAAAAUUAAAAUCCAAACUAGAUAAUCAUUUUGAGACAUAGUGACUAUUUUUUUAAGAAAAAUAAAACCAGGAUAUACCUGGGUAGUUUAUUAAAAAGUGAAAUAUUUUCAGGAUAGUACUUAAGACUUACCCUGUACAAUUGAGAAACCGUCAUAGGAUGACCGUGUUUUAAAUAUCAGUUAAACUAAUAUUUUCUAAACCUCAUCGGGAAUUACAUAGUUAGUAAUACACUUGGCAUAGAGAAAAUUACAGUAACGCAACGGAGAACAAUUAUCAUUUUCCCUGUCAACGUGAUUCAGAAUCCCGAACAGUGAGUACUGUACGGGAAAUUUGAAAUCACCGCAUCCAAGUUGCUCCUGCAAAUGAAUCAACAGCAACAAAGCAUAAAAUAACUAAGCAUGACUCGAUUUGGUUUGUUCGUGACCAGCACGACCGGAUUAAUAGACUAGAGGAUCCGAUACCCAGUUUUUGAAACAGACCUGGUUUUAAAAAAACCGACUUGAGUUAAACAGCAGCUCUGAACUUUUGAGGGCCGGUCGAACUACAACCGACAGCAAAAGUGCCGGUGCAUUGGGGGCCGUCCGAUCUGAGAGACUGGCCGGUUCUGUGAAGGAGUCAAAGGGGUCCUUGGAUCGACGCUGGAUCUUCGGGGUCGCCAUUAGCAGACAUCAGAAGGGAGCGAUGGUCGCCGGUGGUCCUUGUGGAAAGAGCAGAGGAGCGGCAAGGCAUUAGAGGAGCAAAAACUUCCGGCCAACAAUCAGAUCUGAAGCAAAAGCUUCAGGUCUACACCCGUCAACACAGGUGGUGGAGUUGACCAUUUGGGCGGCGGCAGACAAAUCCGGCCAUCGGUGCAGGAAGGGACACCGUUCAGGGAACUUUCAAGCAAAAAUGUCAGAUAUGCACCCGUCAACACGGGUGGUGGGGUGCGGCGGUGGCGGCGUAAGCUUGGCUUGCUACAGGAGGCUGCAAGACUCCAAUGAAUCGGUCUUCUGCUUUUUUGGUUGAGGCAUGUGAUCUUUUUUUAAAAGAGAAAAUAAGUAAAAAUAGAAGAAGAAAAGGCUACCCCAACCACCGUUAAUGGUGGUCGGGGGAGGAAGGGAUUUUCCGGCGAGGGUGUUUUAGAGAGAUGGGAGAGUAAAAGUGAGUUGUGAAGACAUAGUGACUAUAAUUCACAUAUUCUAAUGUAAAUUAUUGGUCGGGGAAGGAAAAAAUAUAAUUUUUUGUGCACGAAAAUAUAAAAGACUCUGUCCAAAAUAACAUUAGGCUAAUGAGGCGUCACAAAGCCAUCAUUAAAAACUUGGUUACAAAUAUUAUUUCAUCUAUUACAAAAUAAACCAUAUAGUUCGUCUAAGAGGAGUCUUAUUCUAGGCCGAAUGGAAUAAAAAAGAAAAAAAAGCGAGAAUAUUCAUCGAAAAGACUGUAAUAUGCAAGUGAUGAUGCAAUUCCAUAUUCACGAGUGGUUGAAAUUUUCUUCUUUCCUUUUUUCCCAAACAAUUUGAACAUUCUUCGUCUCGUGGUCAAAGAAAGUCAUGUAUCCAUUACCCAAAAACAGUGAAGCAUGGUUACUUUGUCCGUACUGAAUAACUUCUUGGUGCAGGUCAUUUCUGAUCAUUCAUUUGCUCUGUCGAUUUUUUCCCUUGGAUUUAUGGUAUCAGAUUAGCACAAGUCAUCACAUAAUCUUUGUAAUCUAGUCAUGAGCAGUGAACCAUUAGGUAAAGAAAAAACAUUCCCUAUAAAUUCCAGUGACUUUUGCAAACAAAUGUACCAUUGUUUUGCCUCACAUAUCCAAAGUUCCAAAUAAUGGCCAUUCACGAUAUCGGCAACGGCUGCGAAAACGGUGGCCGGAAAACGGAAGAGGUGACCGUACUAAUGGUUCCUCUUCCGGCACAGGGCCAUCUCAACCAGCUCCUCCAUCUCUCCCGCCUUAUUUCAUCCUACAACAUUCCAGUUCACUACGUUUGUACUCCAGCCCACACCUGUCAGGCGAAAAAUCGCAUUCAUGGCUGGGAUCCUCUGUCUAUUUCCAAUAUUCAUUUCCAUGAAUUUCCGGUUCCUUCAUAUGAAACACCUCCUGCGGAUCCAUAUAGUUCUACCAAAUUCCCAACCCAACUCAUUCCAGCCUUUUUCGCGUCGAUUCAUCUUCGCGAAUCGAUUUCCUCUUUGAUGAAACAACUGUCGAACACCACUAGAAGAUUAGUAGUGAUUCAUGAUUCCUUGAUGCCGUAUGUGAUCCAAGACAUUGGUGAGAUCCCGAACGCCGAAUCGUACGCCUUCCAGAGCGUAUCGGCUUUCUGUGUCUACUCUUACGUUUGGGAAAACGAAGGAGAACCAGAAGUGCCCGAAUCCAAAAUAUUCAAAACUCUGCCUCAGAGACACUACCCUGAAGAGUUCGAAGAAUACAUACGAAUACAGUUCGAGAAACAGGUUGAGAAUUCAGGUAACCUAUUCAAUACCUGCCGAGCCAUAGAGGGUAAGUUUCUUGAUGGCCUUUCGAAGUUUAAGAUGUCUGGAAGUGACAAGAAUUGGGCAGUUGGUCCAUUCAAUCCUGUUGUGAUAAACGAAAAGGAAUUAAACCCGAAGAAGAGACAUUAUUGUCUUGAUUGGCUUGAUAAGCAGCCUCCAAAUUCUGUAAUUUUCGUGUCCUUUGGCUCUACAACAGCACUUUCAGAUGAACAGAUCCAAGAGAUCGCAAUCGGGUUAGAAAAAAGCGAGCAAAAGUUCGUAUGGGUCGCCAGGGAUGCAGAUACAGGGGAUUUGUUUAAAGAUGGUGAAGCGAGAAGAAAUGCCCAAUUGCCAAAAGGAUUUGAAACUAGGACUGAAGGGAAAGGAAUUGUGAUUAAGGAUUGGGCACCUCAAUUGGAGAUUCUUGCACAUUCGUCUACUGGUGGAUUCAUGAGCCAUUGCGGAUGGAAUUCGAGCAUCGAAAGCAUCAGCCACGGAGUGCCGAUUGCUGCUUGGCCGAUGCAUUCGGACCAACCGGCAAAUUCUACGCUGAUAACAGAGGAGCUGAAAGUUGGUCUGAAGGUUAUCAAUUGGAAACCCGGAUAUGAAAUUGUGACAUCCGAAACUGUUGAAAAUGCGGUGAGAAGAUUGAUGGAUUCUGCAGAGGGAGAGGAGAUUAGGGAAAGGGCAAAGGAAUUGAGCAAAGCUGUGAAAUCCUCUGUUCUUGAAGGUGCGAGUCGAAUGGAGAUGGAUUCUUUUAUUGCUCGCAUCCGCAGGUAAUUCAAAAUAAGGUUGGGAGAGUUUUGUCUACCCAGUUCGAGUUUGAGUCGUGGAUUUGGACACGGGAUACAUAAUAUGCCAAAAAAUAACACACAAUUCAAUGCGUUUUAGGUAACUGGAGCUCUGGCAUGAGUUGAAAGUUAGGAAACAUAGUUGGAAUGUAAUCAACUGGCAAGAAUCAAAUCAGUUGAUAAGAUACUGUUUUGUUCUUGAUCAAUGUCCAUUGUAGGUUUUCUAGUAUUUCUUUCCAAUUUAUACAGGUGCUUCAAAAAUGUAACACCUUGUGUAAAAUUAUGAAAAUUUACAACGUUCUCAAUAAAGAGUUUUUCAUUUGUUCGUUGCAUGUUUGGAUGACAAAAGUUGAUCGGAAUUUAGAAGAUAACAGAGUUCUUCUAAUAUCAGAACCGAUGGCUAAUUAUAUACUAUAUGUAGAAUACAAAUCCAUCAAUCGGGAUGCUUCCUCGGAGAAUGUAUUCUUUUUUAUUACCUUAUCAUUCUGGC